Haliotis rufescens (red abalone) is the source of this 4183-nucleotide messenger RNA. RefSeq names its product nicotinate phosphoribosyltransferase-like. The transcript is spliced from 14 exons. NCBI's taxonomy places the organism in Eukaryota, Metazoa, Mollusca, Gastropoda, Lepetellida, Haliotidae. Gene Ontology annotation, biological process: NAD+ biosynthetic process. Bases 46 to 1764 code for a protein of 572 amino acids. The record is from RefSeq and is a predicted model, not a curated record. Gene Ontology annotation, molecular function: nicotinate phosphoribosyltransferase activity.
UCAAGGUGAAUACGUGAAAGUUUCAGGAGGUGCGAUGAAAUUCAAAUGUCUUCGAACUAUUUUGUUUACAGUACGAAAAACCUACUAAAAGAGAUAAAGAACAUUUUUUCAGGUAACAUUCCGGUUUCUUUAGCAAGACUGAUGGAAAAUACCAAGGCUGACAACGAAUCAACUGGCUUGCAGAUAGACCUGUACCAGAUCACCAUGGCCUAUGCCUACUGGAAGAGUGGAAAGAUGAACGAUAAAUCUACGUUUGACCUAUACUUCAGGAAGAAUCCCUUCAAGGGAGAGUUCACAGUGUUUGCUGGGUUGGAAGAAUGUAUAAAGUUUAUUCAGAACUUCCAUUUUUCUGACAGUGACAUCUCCUACUUGAAGAGUGUGCUGCCACAGGACAUUGAGCCCGACUUCUACACAUACCUGAAGAACCUGAACACAGACAAUGUGGUCAUGUAUGCUAUGGAUGAAGGGACAGUGGUGUUUCCCAAAGUCCCUCUUCUUGUUGUGCAAGGACCUCUGCCUGUGGUACAACUGAUGGAAACAGCAUUGCUCAACCUUGUAAACUAUGCCAGCUUGGUGGCUACCAAUGCCAUGAGGUUCCGACUGGCAGCAGGUAAGAAGACACAGUUACUAGAGUUUGGUCUGAGACGAGCCCAGGGACCAGAUGGUGGCCUGUCUGCCUCACGGUACUGCUAUCUGGGGGGGUUUGAUGGGACUAGUAAUGUGUUGGCUGGGAAGAUGUUUGGGAUCCCUGUGCGAGGCACUCAUGCUCAUGCCUUCAUUACUUCAUUCCAUUGCAUUGAGGAGCUGACGAUCAGGACACUCUGCAAACCUGACACCAAAGAAGAAGUGAACUUUGUUAAUAUAUGUUUGAAAUGGCAGCAAGAGCUCUCCAAAGUCUUAGGUUUCCUAUCAGAUCAAGUGCGUGAUGGUGAACUUGCAGCUUUUAUCACCUAUGCAUUGGCGUUUCCUGACAGUCUCAUUGCUCUCAUCGAUACAUAUGAUGUGAUCAGGUCCGGCCUGCCAAACUUUUGCACUGUUGCCAUGGCACUUCAUGAGGUGGGCUACAAGGCCUGUGGGAUCCGACUUGACAGUGGUGACUUGUCCUAUCUCUCCAGACAUGUGCGCCACACCUUCAAGAAGAUUGCAGACAAGUACAGCCUGCCUUGGUUUGAGAGCCUGGCCAUAGUGGCCAGUAAUGACAUCAACGAGGACACCAUACACUCCCUCAACCAGCAGGGUCAUGCCAUUGACAGUUUUGGAAUAGGAACCCAUCUGGUGACCUGCCAGAAGCAACCUGCUCUGGGAUGUGUGUUCAAGCUAGUUGAGGUGAACAGCAAGGCCCGUAUCAAGCUGAGUGAGGAUAUGGAGAAAGUCACCAUCCCUGGCUGCAAGUUUGCAUUCCGCCUGUAUGGACAAGAUGGCAACGCGCUGGUUGAUCUGAUGAUGCAGACAGAUGAGGAAGAGCCUCAGGUCAACCAGAGGACGCUGUGUCGACAUCCAUUCCAGGAAUCCAAGCGAGCAUAUGUAAGCCCAGCCAAAGUAGAAAGACUCCACAAACUGUACUGGGAUAAUGGCAAGGUGGCUCAACCAUUGCCAUCACUGAAAGAAAUCCGAGAUACAGCCAAAUCAUCCCUCAAUUCUAUACGACAAGACCACAAGCGAGCCCUCAACCCUACUCCAUACAAGGUUUCUGUCUCUGACAACCUGUACACGUUCAUCCAUGAUCUGUGGCUGGAGAGUGCACCAAUAGGAGAGCUCUCCUAGACAUCUCCCAGCCACACCUGAUUAGGACGUCUCUGUUCCAGUGGCGGGAGAGCUCAUGAUCACUCUGUUGUUGUCAGACACCCAUGUUUUUGUCACAUCUCUGAGCACUCUUGUACCUUAUCUUGCUUCAUUUCUUCUUUCUUUGACAUGUGAAUUUGUUUGUUGAUACAACAGUUAUUGUUGAGCUUCCAGGCAGUAGGUUGCCAUCCAGUGGAACUCUAAGGUAGUAAUAAUUACUAGUUGUAGUUACAGUAAUAAUGGCCAACCUGGGGCUGUGGGUUGGCCUAUUUGUGCCUACUGAUGUCUUGCCCACUGUGGAUCCUCAUGUCUUGGCGAGAUAUGUGUGCAUGUUGGUGAGGACUACACAGCAUGGUUCCCAGAGCUCAGUAUUGCUGUAUUCAGAGUGCUAGACACAAUAUGUAGAGAUGGGAUAAGAAUAUGUUUUUAGGUUUUUGUUAUAUACAAAUCUCAUUAAUUUUGAAGCUGUACAGUUUUAAAAUGCAAUUUUUAGAACCUUCAGUGAUAUAUUGUUUUAUGAUAUACAAUUUUUAUGAUGUUAUAAUCUUUUUUGAUGAUAUAUAUUUAAUUGGAUUGUAUAUUUACUUGUGCCAGGUCAUAUUUGAUGUUGCUGGUCAGGGUAGAGUGCGUGUGUCAUGGCAAUAAUUGAUGCAUAUGUCUUUACUGGGGUAAUGUUAUCAUACAUGCACAGACUAUCAGACAGAGAUAAGUAUUAUUCAAUAGGAAUAAUGUCCCUUGAACUUACUGGUCAUAAAUGUACCGUAUCAACAGUGGUCUAUUUAUGUACAGGUUUCAUGUAGUACAUGUACAAUGCAAUACAUUUUAGGGUUAUUUAUUUUUAGGGCAUAACAACUAAGUGGUAACUACCUCCUGUCAAGAGUAGACAAUCAGUUUACAGGAGAUGAAUAUUUCUCUUUAUAGCAGAUAAAUGGAACUCCACCUAUAGCUGUUACAGUCUUAAGAAGACAGAGUCUGAUACUGUGUCAGCUGCAGGGGUGAUGAUGAUGAUGUUCUGUCUGUGACACGGUGGGUUAGAAUUAGACUGAAGGUAUUGUCUCCUCUAAAGAACCUCAACAACUAGGACAUGUCAUAUGCUAAGUACUAACAGUGCUCUAAAUAGUAAAGUGAAAUUUAGUAUGAAAGAAUAUGUUCAUAUGUGAUUUAUUUAAGUCAAUUAAUUAAGUAAAUUUUGUCAAGUGCAUAAUAAAAGCCACUGCCACUGCCAUAAUUUCAUAAUAGUGAAAUUACAUGACAUUACACGAUAUUGUCGGGGCAUGUCCACAAACACUUGAGACAAGAGAACAAAUUGUGUGGCUGUGUCCAGUCCGUAAAUAAGCAGGGGUCUGUGACCUUUGGAAAAUGGACAAAUUUGAGGAACGUGCUGUGGUCAAGUUUUUGACAUCAUGUAAUGUCCACAUCAAAAGAGUUUACUGUUAAGAAAUCCCUUCUGUAACAUACUGACCAUCUACUACAUACUCAACAUCUAUAGUAUACAAAACAUCUAGAUUCUAAUAAACAUCUAUAUUGUAUUAAACAUGUAUAUUGUACAAUGCUCCUUAUGUCUAUGUACUUGUACAUUUAUGAGCCUGUCCAGAUUUGUGAAUUCAUUUUAAUUGUUUAAUAUGAUAGUGUCCUACAGUCAUGGAAAGAUGUACACCUGUAGAGUGUCUGUAGUCUGUCAGCAUGGACGGUGCUGUAGACACCGGGAACUUCACACAUGGCUAAGUUUGUGUACUUAUCAAGUUCCAGAUAAUCUACAGCACUGUUCCUGUAUACAUGAUGAAGAUCAAUAAAUCCCUAGAUAUUCCAUGUCCGUUGAAUGUGCUUAUAGACAUAGGAUCUACUUUUCAUCAGUCAGUCAUGUAUUGUGUCAUAUAGCUGAUGAGAAACAAGUAGGCUUGCUUGAAACAGUGAAUCAUCGCAACAACUAAGAAGAUAAUCAUUCAUACUAUCUUGCCACUAGUUACAUGUCAACAUUUGCACGCCACAAUAGAGCAUAGCAAGGUGGUACACUCACCAGUGUGUGUCCAGCAGAUACUGGACACUGUACAACACGCAGUGACAACAGAGCAUAGCAAGGUGGUACACUCACCAGUGUGUGUCCAGCAGAUACUGGACACUGUACAACACGCAGUGACAAUAGAGCAUAGCAAGGUGGUACACUCACCAGUGUGAGUCCAGCGGAGGAGGAUGUUUACACGUAUGGUUAACCCUAGCACAGUUCAUGUGUUGUGCCAGCAAGUGAAUAAUCAACAUCAAAACAUGGGUGAAAUAGUUUUUAAUGCAUAAAUGUGCUUAAGACUUUGUUGUACAUCUUAUGAAAAAGACUUGACUCUUUUGAAAUGCAAACUUUGUAUGGAAUCUUUUUCUCACUUAUAAAGAUACAUGUGGAGGACCAUAA